Messenger RNA from Staurois parvus, 627 nucleotides. Lineage: Eukaryota; Metazoa; Chordata; Amphibia; Anura; Ranidae. The record is from the annotation of a GenBank genome assembly.
AUGGCGACCAGCGCGGUCCUGAGCGACAAUCUGCCAACCUACAAACUGGUGGUGGUGGGAGAUGGCGGCGUGGGGAAGAGCGCACUGACCAUACAGUUUUUCCAGAAGAUCUUUGUGCCAGAUUAUGAUCCCACCAUAGAGGAUUCCUACCUGAAACACACGGAGAUCGAUGGACAAUGGGCGAUCCUGGAUGUGCUGGACACAGCCGGUCAAGAAGAAUUCAGCGCCAUGCGAGAGCAGUACAUGAGGACUGGCGAUGGGUUCCUGAUCGUGUACUCGGUCACCGACAAAGCCAGCUUUGAACAUGUGGAUCGCUUUCACCAACUCAUCCUCAGGGUCAAAGACCGAGAGUCGUUCCCGAUGAUUCUCGUCGCCAACAAAGUGGACCUGAUGCACUUAAGGAAAAUUUCCAGUGACCAAGGGAAGGAAAUGGCGGUAAAACACAACAUUCCAUACAUUGAGACAAGUGCCAAGGACCCGCCGCAGAAUGUGGACAAAGCAUUUCACGACCUCGUACGAGUAAUCAGGCAGCAGAUCCCAGACAAGAGCCUGAAACGGAAGAGGAACACCAAGUGGCGAGGAGAUCGCUCUACGGGAACGCACCGGCUGCAGUGCGUGGUCUUGUGA